UAAUGACCUUACUAGUAACAUAGAAAAACACAAGAAUGCCAUGUAAAUAAAACUUUUGUUUACCGUCAAGAAAUGUCUAAGUUACUAAAAUAAAUAGGUGACAGUGUCUCUAAUUAAUGUUUCGACCUUCGUAUCUACUUGUUAGAGCGAUCAGUUUGAACGAGAAUGAGACUAUCGACAAGGAACCAAUAGGAGAGGCAAGGUGAAUCCCGUCAAUGUUAUUGAUGCAGGCAAGAAGUUGGAAAGAGAUAAUGACCACGAAAAUGACAAGAAGAAUAGAGACUAAUGUCAAAACAGCAAGCAACAGCAAAGAUCAAAAUAAAGGUGGCGAUCAUAGUGAAGGUGGCAAGGGAAGUAAGAAUAAUACAGUACAGUUUGAUCAAUUAAGAUAUUGGCAUGAAGCAAAUGGGUGAGAAAGUUUCAUGACUGUUAAGGGAAGCAACUUUGCUCUGCCCAAGGCAAUAUAGCAUCACAUAAGAACCUAGAAAGCCGGAAAAGACUUCACUACUACAUGGUGACAAUAUUGAUGAAAGAGAUGCUGUCGUAAAUGUCAAGCUUUAACGUUAUGAUAAUACCUAAAGCAUAUGUAGGCAAUUUGAAUAGAUGAAUGAAUCAAUGUCGAAGCAGGUAGCAAGCCUAGACAUUUGGUACUAUUUCCCUUUAUUUGGUCCUCUUAUAUUGGUAUGGAAGCCUUUGUCUAGCACCACCGCCUCAAGAUCUUCAAAAUUCUGCAUCUCGAAACUCCACAAUUACCAAAGGAAUCUUCAUCCCUAUUAGUAGUUCAUGCCUCUCUAAGCUUGUUAGUGACCAGAAUUGGACAAGAAGCUCCGAUGACUGGAAAUCCAUGAGGUAAUGUGGUUCUUUUGGACUAGAUUUUGAUCUCAUAGAGCUCCAAAAUCCAGACCACCAUGUCUAGAUCAAACGCAAGUUAAGAGUAUAGAGCUCUUUAAAAUGCAAUCACAUUCAUAGGGUUAAUAAAGAGUAUAGAACUCUUUAUGGGUUUGAAAAUUCAAUUCGUCAAACCUUUGGUUAUAUGAUCCUAGCUUUCCAAGAUUGAAUUAUUUCAUUAGAGACAAACUAAAAAAGAAAGAACUGGUCAUUCCAUACAUCCUCCAAAAAUUGAACUGCAGAUAUGUUUAUCAAGGGUUUACAACUUGCACAUAAAAUUACCAAAUCAUGUCUCCAAUGUGGUCGAACUUGAGGGUAAUGGAUGACUCCUAGUGAUCUGAUCCACAAACACAACAAAAUUGUUGAACUUAAAUUCCAUGGAAAGACACCAGAUCAACAAAACAAAUUCUCUUCUCAUGGUUUAAGUUUGCUGCAAUCAAUGGUUGUCUAUCAAUAUAUGCAAAACUUCAGUAAAUAAUGACACAAUAAGCUUAUGUCGAUGCUUUACCAGCCUGAUUAUAAAAGGCACAGUUAUGGAUGUGGCAGCUAUUGCAGGUCGUUGAGAUCUGAGACCCUGAUUAUAUUCUCGACAUAGCCCACUACACCUGACAUAGACAAUGAUAGGCUCAACAAUAUUAGCCAACGAUUUCACUUGUAUUCUAACUAUAUGACUUAUAGAAAAUUAUUAACAUGAAUGACUGUAUAGGACAUUAAGCACCACAUGAGAUCUUCCAAGAUAACAGCAAAUCGAUCAUAAAGUAGCGACAAUAUUAAUAAGACCAUACAAAACCUUUUCCAAGUCAUGAGGCAAUACACAAUAUUAGCAAUGAUGACCACAUGAGUUCUGCAUGGGAUGGCUUGCUGAGCUUUCUUGGCAUGUUGUGCGCCUCCAAGAGCUGAGAUGCUUUAGAAAUUGAUAAAAUCCAGCAGUUCAUGGAGAACAGAAAGAAUGCCAAUAAGCUCUGCGAAAGGUCCUUUUUGGUUGAUUGACUUUGCCAAUUUAUGCAUCGUCAUCCAUCUCCUCGGUGCUUGGCAGGUAUACACCCAACCUGUAUAUGCCUUCAUUGAGGGCUGGGCUGCGAGCAAGUGGCAGACAAGUGACUUUAUCAAAAAAGAGCACGUUAUUAUCCUCCCAUACUAUGGGGCUUACAGCAUUAACAUGUUCCGGCUACUGUGGAGGACAGCAUAUGUGGUGUUGACAACGGCCAUAGCCAUGGCGGUGCCUUUCUUCAAUGAUAUCAUGGGACUGCUGGGAGCUCUCGCUUUCUGGCCACUCACCGUCUACUUCCCGAUCGAAAUGUUCAUAGCAUGUAACAAGGUCAAGCCUUUCACUUUCCGGUGGACAUGGCUUCGAGUGCUGAGCAUGGGCUGCCUUCUCAUAUCUGUAGCUGCUGCAGUUGGUUCUGUACAGGGAAUUGUUGCGGAUCUUCACACCUCUAAGCCAUUUCAAUCUUACAGUUAAGUGAAGGGGUGAUGGAAAAACAGCAGUUGCAUCAGCUCGAUCUGCAACUUCAUCUUCAUGUGCACAAAGUUCUUCAUAACAUAUAGAUCGAUAUAUCAUUCUCUAGACACAACCUUUCAGCAAAGCUCUGUACUGGAUCAAAUUAUAGCAUAUGAUUAACUGAGGGAUGUCUCAUGGUAACCAGUAAGUCCGAUAUCGUGUAACUCGUAUGUGAAUUUCCUGCUGUAUUUUGGGGUUACCUGAAGGCCGGGCUCCACAGAGUGAUUGCGGUCGAUCAGCUAUGUUGCAAGUAAACUUUGUCAUAUGUGUCAUAAUUGAAUGAAAGCUAGUUGAUUUGAUCUGUUAAAACUUGCUCGUUUUCUCUGUUGUAUAUACAAAUGCUUGGGGAUGAAUAUGUGGAUUGCCAACUAUCUAUGCGCUUAACUGGUUCUAUAAUACAUAGGAGAAAGAUCACUUCUUA
Nymphaea colorata (pocket water lily) is the source of this 2810-nucleotide messenger RNA. Its product is annotated as amino acid permease 6-like. The record is from RefSeq and is a predicted model, not a curated record. NCBI's taxonomy places the organism in Eukaryota, Viridiplantae, Streptophyta, Magnoliopsida, Nymphaeales, Nymphaeaceae. Bases 1838 to 2350 code for a protein of 170 amino acids. The transcript is spliced from 2 exons. Gene Ontology annotation, cellular component: plasma membrane.